Molecule: messenger RNA, 1083 nt
Organism: Rosa chinensis
Lineage: Eukaryota; Viridiplantae; Streptophyta; Magnoliopsida; Rosales; Rosaceae
Product: F-box protein At2g26160
Exons: 1
Coding region: 1-1083 (360 amino acids)
Molecular function (GO): protein binding
Source: RefSeq, a predicted model, not a curated record
AUGGGGAAGAAUGGAACUAAAAGACAAAAAAAAAAUCUUCACGGUUGGGGUUCGUUUCCAAGUGAGCUUCUUGAUUCGAUACUCGAAAGAUUGACAUCCAUCUUCGACUACAUCCAAUUCAGUUUCGUUUGCAAGCAUUGGCGAAGGGUUGCCUUAAAUCAGAAGGAGCAGCGCCUCAAAUCUUGUCACAAACAGCUAAUUCCUUUGUUGCUGUUGAUUCCAACCAAGAACAGCAACCAAAGACGUGUCUUGUACAGUGUCACACAAGGUAAGGUUGUUCGUAGCUUUAAUGUCCCUAAUCAUCAUGACGACGAUAAGUGGUUGUGUGGUUCUUCCCAUGGUUGGUUGGCUUAUGCCGACGGCAAUUUCCUAGUAACCCUAGUAAACCCUUUCACCAGAGGCACCAUUAGGCUUCCACAAGUCAUGGAAGUCGGGAAGUCCAGACCUAAAUGCUACUCGUUUGAGAUUAGUAAAGUUGUAUUGUCUGCUAACCCUUGUUUGUUUCCUAAUGAUUAUGAAGUUAUUGUUAUCUUUGAGGAUGAUGAUGGGGUUACCAAGGAACUAGCCCAUUUUAAGUCCGGGGACGAUGCCUGGACUCGCUCCGAUAAUCAAAUGAUCCAUGGACUUGAUAUCCUUGAUGUAAUUUAUUACAAAGGCCGAUUUGUAGCUUUAACUAGUUUGGAUUCUGAUCCCGGCCAUAAUGCUAGUAAGUUUCAUCCAAGCAUAGGGUUCCUAUCACCCCCACCAGAAGCUUGUAAUAAGUCAACAUAUCUUGUCAAAUCGACCUGGGAGGAUCUUUUGCUCGUAAAUAUAACUAAUUCUUCCAGCAUCAAGAUUUUCAAGCUGGGUAGUUCGUGUGGCGAAUGGGUAAAGAUAGAGAGCAUUGGAACUGAUGCUUUGUUUCUGGGUAACAUGCAAUCCAUGUGUGUUUCUGCUUCAUACUCGGGGUGUCAUCCAAAUUCGAUUUACUUCAUGGAAUGCGUUGUCAACUUAAAUACCAGAAAAGAGACCAGGCAUGACGAGUUACCAGAGCGGACACGACCAAUAACAUGGAUUGCACCCACUGUGGCAUUUUCCAUAUGA